AUGACACAAGUGAUCAAAAUAGUAAACUUUAUUCGAGCCAAAUCAUCAUUAAAGCACCGUCAAUUUAAAUCAUUUCUCGAUGAAGUUAAAUCACAAUAUGGUGAUUUACAGCUAUACAAUAAUGUAAGGUGGUUGAGCAAAGGUUUGGUACUUCAACGAUUUUUCGUAAUAUUGGACGAGAUCAAGUUAUUCCUUUCUAGCAGUGAUCAAUUAUGUGCAAAAGACUAUUUAGAUUUCCUUGAAAUAAAAGAACAUGUCACAUCUAUCGCUUUUUUGACAGAUAUAUUUAAACAUAUCAACGAUUUAAAUUUCAAACUACAAGGUAAAGGAAAAUUAGUGUGCCAUCUACUGUCAGAAAUCAAAUGUUUUUCAAGGAAAAUGGAUCUCUUUUGCGAAGAUAUAGAAAACCAGAAAACGAACGUUUGCACUUUCCUAACUUAA
Molecule: messenger RNA, 441 nt
Organism: Metopolophium dirhodum (rose-grain aphid)
Lineage: Eukaryota; Metazoa; Arthropoda; Insecta; Hemiptera; Aphididae
Product: protein FAM200C-like
Exons: 1
Coding region: 1-441 (146 amino acids)
Source: RefSeq, a predicted model, not a curated record